Messenger RNA from Procambarus clarkii (red swamp crayfish), 663 nucleotides. Lineage: Eukaryota; Metazoa; Arthropoda; Malacostraca; Decapoda; Cambaridae. The record is from RefSeq and is a predicted model, not a curated record.
AUGCAGCCAAUCCCAGAUGUUCCCGCCCGAACGCAGCCAAUCACAGAAGUUCCCUCCCGAAUGCAGCCAAUCACAGAUGUUCCCGCCCGAACGCAGCCAAUCCCAGAUGUUCCCGCCCGGACGCAGCCAAUCCCAGAUGUUCCCGCCCUAACACAGCCAAUCCCAGAUGUUCCCGCCCUAACACAGCCAAUCCCAGAUGUUCCCGCCCGGACGCAGCCAAUCCCAGAUGUUCCCGCCCGGACGCAGCCAAUCCCAGAUGUUCCCGCCCGGACGCAGCCAAUCCCAGAUGUUCCCGCCCUAACACAGCCAAUCCCAGAUGUUCCCGCCCGGACGCAGCCAAUCCCAGAUGUUCCCGCCCGGACGCAGCCAAUCCCAGAUGUUCCCGCCCUAACACAGCCAAUCCCAGAUGUUCCCGCCCGGACGCAGCCAAUCCCAGAUGUUCCCGCCCGGACGCAGCCAAUCCCAGAUGUUCCCGCCCGGACGCAGCCAAUCCCAGAUGUUCCCGCCCGGACGCAGCCAAUCCCAGAUGUUCCCGCCCGGACGCAGCCAAUCCCAGAUGUUCCCGCCCUAACACAGCCAAUCCCAGACGCCUCGCGCAGGGUGCUUGGAAACCCCGAAGCACUCCAGGAAACAGCCAACCUGUUACAUGGGCAGCAGACCUAA